AUGACUACGAGUGAAGCAGACAGUUCAAGUUUCGAGGGAAAAUCUCUCUUUCGUCUCUUGACGCUGAUACGGGAGACUCAGUGUGAGGUGGAGGUGGUGAAGCCACUUCUGGAUGAGUUGGAAGUCAUGCGGCUGUGUCGCAGCUUCGGCAUGAUGUCAUCGGUGAACCCAACAGAUUUUGACUUUGACAUCCUGGACGCCCGCGAGUUCGACGAGGACUUUACGCGGUUCUUGCAGUCUGACUUGCUGGAAAACAAGUGGCAGGAAAAGGUGAGAUUCAAGGGGCUAUUUGGCAAGCAAGCGCAAGUUUUAGCGACGUUGGUUGAUUUGAAAGCGUGCUCAGCCGAUAUUUUGGCUUCGCUCACUGAACUUGGUGAAGGGGUCUAUUGUGUGAAAAUUGCAGCAGAUAGCUGCAGUGAUUCAAGCAGAGAUGACACCGCAAAAUUCGACGUUGGGCUGGUCGUAUUUUCAUGGCUUCGGGACGAGUUGUUUGAACCCCAACAGCUACGUGACACGACCACACUUGUGCUACGCUUUUUGACUGUAAUGACGCCUGACAUUAUCUGCUGCACCUCGACGUCGGACCUAGAGCAACUGAGAGCUGCCAUGAUCGACUCUGGGAAGCAGCAAGACGAAAGUUUAUCGUCGUACUCAGUAUUUUUCGCCAUCGAGAAGCAAGUGGAUGCGGUUGAUGGUACGAAGUGUGUAGCACAAAAGGUUGUAGACCUGAAAGACAUGAUGGAAGGAUGCUUGCGCGUUUGUUUGCUCAAAGGCAAUUACCCGGCGCUAAUUUUGACAAAAACGGUUGAGUCAAAACUUCAUGUCGAGCAAUUUCAGCAAAACUUUUCCGCAUCUGCACGCCUAAAGUUUGCGGCAUGGUUGAAGGAUGUAUCACGACAAUAUCGGGUGGAACUGAGCGGAACAAUUAUGAAGUCUGCAGCACUAACUGAGACCAUUCUCCGUGAGUUUGACAUGUGGCCUGCAACGCAGAUUGCUGCCGUUUCUGAGGCACGUACGAAGAGCGAUCAAGAGGAGUACGAGAUGGCGAAUGGACGGCUGGAUGAAGAGAUUGCUCGACAAAGAUCAGUAGUGAGGCGUCUAUCGAGUGCACUUUUCCAGCUCGAUCCUGGAAAUAUGAAAGGUAACUCCGUGGAAAAGGAACAGACGGUCAUGGAGUAUGAUGCAUUUCGGAAAUGGUUGAAGACUAAGUGGAAGGCGGAUCGCAAGCUGCAACUGAAUCUUGAUAUUCCUAUCCGCCUACGAGAAGUUGAACGAGCGGUUUUCGAACUGUAUUCGCACAAUCAAGACGAUGAUGUUGAGACGGUGUUGGGCAUGUGUGCUACUUCUACUAAAGAACAGCUUUUGCGUGCUGUGGCUGAACGCCGAUCUGCACAGGUGUCAAGCAGGUCGAAUACGAAAAGCGCAGAUAUCGACUUAUUCCGCGAAAAUGUCGUUGGACCGCUGUCGAAACUGCAAAAACAGUGGUUGUCUGCAAUUGAGAACUGUCUAACAAUGGUGAAAAUUGCUGGGCUAAAGCUGGUGACAAAUGAACAGAAACGCAAGCUGGAGUCAGAUGCUAGCUCGGCACCUAUCAUUCAACAUCAGUUCGAGCAACUACGCCAAAUGCUUCAGUCAACACACGGCCUGACAAUGAAGUUAGGUGUGACUAUGCGGAAGCGAGAGAUCACAUGUAAAGGCACGAAAGAGAUACAAGCAACGGACUCUAUGGUUGAGCAGGUUGUAAAGAUAGAGAUGGGCUCAUGCGAAUCAAGGGGCACGACCAUAGGAUUGGAAACUCUGGGUCAGUACUUUUUGAAACCGGGCGAAACACACGUGGCAAUGUUUACCAUUAAGACACGAUCGGCCGUGCACGUUUGUACUUUGCUGGGUCGAAUGCUUAUCAAGCUUGUACAUUUCCCACCAAGAAAUGGUGCUCGUCAGGUAUCGCAGGCGACUGAUACGAUUAUCCACACACUGGGAAAGAUUGCGUCUGUGUGUGACUAUGAUUGUCAGUCUCGAACGCUGGCGUUCCUUGCAGGAGAUUCUGUGGGUCUGUACAAAUGUGACGAGAAUUUCAAGCGAAUGGAAGUGAUCAAAGUCAUCGACUUGAAUGUUCGUUCGACCUUGAGUGAUCCGCCGUUCACAGAUGUAUUCUUGCUAAAGAGUACUGUAUACGUGACAGACUCUAGUGGGCAUUCCCAAGGCAUUGAUAUGCACACGGACCAGAUAAAUACUGCCGUGAGUGUGGAAAACCAUCCUGAUCAAGACGCUCGAUCUCGUAGUCGUCUCAUGUCAUUUGCUGAUAAUCUUGCAGCUGGAGUAGUAAUUGUGAAGCCCGGGGUUGAUGCUAAAUUCGAAGCGGAGUUACAAUGUGUCUCUCUUGACGAUGACCACCGUCAUCUUCCAGUGCUUCCGCUUAGUGUCGAACUGCUCACCCAGGAUCUUCAAGUGCAAUGCAUCAGCGGUUGGCUCCUGGCAGUUGACGCUGUAGCACAGAAUUUGCACCUCUUUUCAGUUGACGUCAGCGUCGAAAGUAAUUCAUUUCGGCUUCGACAGUUCGAUGAUGAAAACGAGGAAGACGGGUCCGAACCUGUUAAGACAGAAUCUCUCCGAAAGCAGCACUGGCUGUAUACGUUUUAUCACGUUUUUGAGAAAUUUCCAGUCCUGGGGCUGCUGGAGGAUGGGCCACAAAAACCGGUGACCAUUCUCGCCACUUGUUCUGUCGGCAAGAACUUGGGUAUCGCCCUGGAGGAUUUCCAUGAUUUCCUGUCAUUGUUGAUGAGUGAUCUAAUGGCGCUUAAUAAGCCACUCAACCGGCUGAACCUAACCGACGGACUCGGCGUACGACAUGCUUCUCUAGCCGGCAUACGCAUGGAGUCAAUGCCGUUGUCAGUGUUUUUCAUGACACUUGUCACGUUUCUACCCAUCCAAAUUUGUCGUGCAGAGGCGAAUACGCUAACGUUGUUGCAGGAUGGAAUGGAUGAGCCACGUAACGAGGCAGAAGAUGGCAUGGACGAGAGUUCAUGGGGGACAGCAGCCAUUGCCGAAUCCAUCAGGUUUGGUCUCUUGUCCCCGCUACUGAGUGCGUGGCAAGGUCGUUGUGUUGUGGUCACGUCAAUGGGAAAGCAAUCGACGGGAAAAAGCUAUUUUCUGAACCACCUGACUGGAUCAUCGUUUGCGAUCGCAGGAAAUCGCUGCACCGAUGGGGCAUGGAUGACCUUGCGCAUCAUGAAAGAUGUUUUGCUGGUCGUGCUGGAUUUCGAAGGUCUAGGCUCAUUUGAGCGCACUGAUCAAGAAGAUGUGUUUCUGGCAGUUCUCAACGCUUCCUUGUCGAUGUUCACUAUUUUCCGAAUGGAGAUGCGGAUCGACAAAGAAGUGGACGACCUCUUCACAAAGUUCCAGAAAGGAGUGAAUCUCCUAAAAAUGACAGUCGUCUGUUCCAAGGGAAGUUAUAUAUGA
This is a messenger RNA of Peronospora matthiolae, 3459 nucleotides long. The record is from the annotation of a GenBank genome assembly. Lineage: Eukaryota; Oomycota; Peronosporomycetes; Peronosporales; Peronosporaceae.